This is a messenger RNA of Aedes albopictus (Asian tiger mosquito), 1081 nucleotides long. RefSeq lists its product as uncharacterized. Gene Ontology annotation, cellular component: extracellular region. NCBI's taxonomy places the organism in Eukaryota, Metazoa, Arthropoda, Insecta, Diptera, Culicidae. The transcript has a single exon. The coding region runs from base 50 to 994 and encodes 314 amino acids. The record is from RefSeq and is a predicted model, not a curated record. Gene Ontology annotation, molecular function: chitin binding.
CGCAUAACCUUACCAGUUCAUUCAGUCCUGAAGCUAAACUUUCCGCGAUAUGGCGCGACUAAUCCGGGCAGUCGCGUUUCUUUGUACAGUGGCGCUUAGUAGUGCCCUCAGCCAACCGUUCACCAUAGAUGUGGACUGCGCAGUUCCCGAGUGCACCACCGAGGAAGGCCGCACCACGCUAUGGCCGUUUCGCGAUCCGAACUUCUUCGUGCGCUGUGAACCCCCACAGUGGCACCUGAUGAGAAGGCCCUGUCUCUCCAGAACGUUGUUCCACUUUGGACGACAGGAGUGCGUGGAACCUGCACAGUGGGACGAGCCGUGUCCACCGACCUCGGAGCUACCGCUGUGUCCUAGAAUUGUCUGCGAGACUGUUCAGGACACGAGGCGUCUGUGGCCGGAGGAGGACCCCAGCUUUUUCCUGCAAUGCGUUCCACGGCCUGACGGAGGCAUGAUGUCAGUUCGAAGAGAGUGCGCUGUAGGCUUCCUGUUCAGCUACACACUACAGCAGUGCGUAGACGCACAGUAUUGGGAACGGGACUGUACGUUCGACGACGAGGUUACUACGAUUGGAACUACGCCCGAUGAAGGGCCGGGGGAUUCAACGACGACGACUCCGGAGGAGGCGACUACAACAACGGAGAUCUCGACAACUGAAGAACCAACAACGACAACUGCAGAGCCAACGACGACAACUGAAGAACCGACGACAACUACAGCUGAUCCUACAACUACAACAGAAGAUCCAACGACGACGACUACACCGGAUCCCUCAACUACCACCGAACAUAACAGGGGUACCUGUCCGACGCCCGUUUGCCGUUUCCAGGAUCCCACUUUGUACCCACAUACCGACUGGACGAAGUUCUACCAGUGCGUGAUAAAUGAAUUCGGGCAGCCGGUCCCGGAAGUGAGAAACUGCGGCCUUGGAACAUAUUUCCACUUCGGAUCACAAAACUGUUUGCACAUCUGGCAGUGGGAAGACUUCUGCAUCUAGCGACGGAAACUCCAAGAUGUUCAGAAGAACAUUUCAAUUUACUUUAUUUAUGAAUUAAAUUAAAGGGGAACAACCUCUUCAAACUGA